Molecule: messenger RNA, 805 nt
Organism: Musa acuminata subsp. malaccensis (wild Malaysian banana)
Lineage: Eukaryota; Viridiplantae; Streptophyta; Magnoliopsida; Zingiberales; Musaceae
Product: protein SODIUM POTASSIUM ROOT DEFECTIVE 1
Molecular function (GO): metal ion binding
Source: RefSeq, a predicted model, not a curated record
AUUAGCUACAUCUACUCCUUUCAAGUACCACCCUUCCCCUCCCUGUUCACCUCCAUGUAUCAUAGUGGAAUAUAGAUACCUUCCACACUCCUGGCACUUUGAACUCUUCUUCUCUCUCUCUCUCUCUCUCUCUCUCCCCCUCACCCAUUCACUGCAGGAAUGAAGGCCAACGGCUUGCUCUGCCGGUCGCGGUCGGCCACGGCGGUGUGCGUGCCCGACGAUCCUCGGUUGAUGAUCGUGCCGCGGCAGCUCGACAGGACUCUCGUCGACGUCAAGUGUUCUCGCCUCGGCGAUCCCCGCAGGUUCAGUUCGGGUGAUGGGAGAUCAGUCACCCUUCCGAUGGUCAUGAAGAAAGAGCGAGUGCCACGAAAGCCUUCCAGCGGCAGCAACCUCAUCUCCUCCUUCCCUCCAUCUAAUCAUCAUGUGUUUCAAGUUGUGGUUAUGAGAGUCUCACUACACUGUCAAGCCUGUGCAGGAAAAGUUAGGAAGCACAUUUCUAAGAUGGAAGUAAACAUGGCAGGGGUGACAUCCUUUAGCAUAGAACUGGAGUCAAAGAGGGUUACUGUCAUGGGCUAUGUUUCCCCAGAGGGGGUCCUGGAGAAGAUAUCAAAGGUGAAGAAGGCUGAGUUCUGGCCUUGCUGAGUAGGGCAUUUCAAAGGUGAAGAAGUAUGAGUCAAAGCAUCUCUUUGGAUAUGAUACCUCAUUUAGUUUCUGGUUGUCUAUGUGAUGAAUUGUCUAGCGUCAGUGGCUGUCCUUGUAAUGUCAUAUUAUGAAUAUAAUUCAUGCAACAUGUAUCUCUGAGUUA